Messenger RNA from Saccoglossus kowalevskii, 1207 nucleotides. RefSeq names its product cytosolic arginine sensor for mTORC1 subunit 2-like. The record is from RefSeq and is a predicted model, not a curated record. Lineage: Eukaryota; Metazoa; Hemichordata; Enteropneusta; Harrimaniidae.
AUGGAACUGCAUAUUUUGGACCACAAAGUACAUGUGAUUAGCGUGGAGAAGUAUGCCAUAUCCGUCGUAACCCGUGCAUUGGUCAAACUAGCUUUAUUGUAUAAACAGACAAAUUGUAAAUUUUUUAGUUUUACGGAGACAUGUGAUGAUUAUUCAAUCAUUGUAGAUGAGGAGGGAUUCAAAGAAAUCCCCAAACAUGAAGAUGUCAAAGUUCAACUUGAUUCAUGGCGUGUCUUGAACGUUGCCGUGGGUGCCUAUGCCACUAAUAAAGUAUCUGGUCUUACCAAAAUAGCCAAGUCUGUUAUCCUGCCUCUAGCAGAUUAUCACGUCUCCGUUUUCUGCAUGUCUACUUACCAGACUGACUUUAUUUUGGUGAAGGAAGAUGAUAUGAAAGCUGCAAUUGAAUGUUUGUCAUUUAAGUAUAAUAUUUUCCAAGAGAAAGAUGGUGAGAUGAUACCAGUACCAGUGAAUCAUCCGGUAGAUGAAGACAAACUACAAGAUCCAGGUACACCAAGACCUAUUGUGCACCCAUUUACUGUUCCGUUGAAUCGAUUUUCAAUCAGAAGCCUAGAUCCAGAAACACUGCCUAAUGUAGCCACAGUCCUCUUAGAACUUAUGUUCUAUUCAGACAGUUUAUCAACUUCUCCACAAGAUGGUCAUGAUCGUUUUUUUUCCUAUUCAGUGGUAGAUGGUGACAUAUCACUUGUACUAGAUAGUGAAGCUCUUGUAAAAUUCCCGCCUCAUUCUCUGUUUGGUAGCACAGCUGGUGAAUGUUGGAAAAUGGUUAGAAUCGGUGCCACACCGCUUGGAUUUGUGGAAAGUGGAAUUGUUGCACAAUUUGCUCAACCAGUCUCAGAAGGUGGUUAUUUCACGUACUAUAUCAGUACAUUUACAAAAGGAUAUACUUUGGUGCCUGAGGAAGAUGCAGAAGACGUGAUGCGGAUCUUGAAGAGUCGUCAACAGUUACAGGCCAUUAAAGAGGAAAAUGAAGAAAACCAUAUCACAUUUCCUGAACAAGAAUUGAACCAUUCCGAUAUUACGACACAAAGCCAUGAAAUCAAAGAAAUUCAUGACACUGUUACGCAUGAUUCUGCCGAAGAAAAUGCAUUAACUCAAUGCACAGAAGGGGGGAAAAAACUGUUACCUAGGAAACAGAAAGAUGGAAAAAUUGUUUAUUAUUGAAUAAAUUGAUAGUUUGGGCAAAUGA